Messenger RNA from Sitophilus oryzae (rice weevil), 1594 nucleotides. RefSeq lists its product as uncharacterized. The transcript has 3 exons. The record is from RefSeq and is a predicted model, not a curated record. Bases 966 to 1571 code for a protein of 201 amino acids. Lineage: Eukaryota; Metazoa; Arthropoda; Insecta; Coleoptera; Curculionidae.
UUAAAUGUUUUUUGUCCGCAUUCCUUUCAUAGACAGAGAUCCAGCAGACGAACUGUACAUUAGAAAAACAAUAAACUCAAUUUCAUAGAUGUAUCGAUAGAUAAGUAUACAUGUAGAAAAUAAUGAAAUGAAAUAAAAUAGGUAGUAAAUCUAAAAAACCUGUAUAAUUUAUUGCGUUAAUUUCAGUACCGUUAUGUAGUUAAAUAUAUUAUUUAUGUAAAAUUAUGUGUGCCUUUAUGGUGCUUACUUAUAUGAUUGUAUGAGCAGGUAUUCAUAUUUUUGCAUGUAUUAAUGGCAGUACGUCAAAAACAAUUGGGAUUUUGCAGACAAUGACAGAAUAAACAAAAGAAAUUCGAUUAGUGAUGCUAUUUAUUUAAACAAGUAGUUCUCAAUUUUUUUCACUGACUCUUUAAAAGGUCAUGAAAAUUCAGCAAAACAUUUUGGAAUUAUACACGAAAAAUUAUAGAACUUUAUUUAAAUAGGUAUAAAGAAAACUUUCUAAUACAAAAGAAAUGGCACUUCAUCUUCAUUUUCUUUAGUGAGUAUAUUAUUUUUGAUUAAAACAAUGACUGGGAUAUAAAUAAUUUUUUUUGUUGGUUCUUUUAAAUGAAUUGAUCGAAGUUUCAAGCAUUUCUCAAGUACUUUCGAAUCUAGGUCAAGGUAAAGAACUUUCUCGGUCACUAUGGACCGGUAUACCAUCCGCAAAUGACCUGAUCUGGUCUUUAUAAUAUAUUCCAUUUCUCUUUGAUUUAGUUCAAAAGAAAUCACUUUCUCUGAUGUAUCUUGUUUUACUUUCACUCAGAGCGCUAAAAAAAAUCAUACAGUUACAACUCUGACAGAUUUUUUUUGGUAAAACAAUGUAAAUCUGGGCAUAUAAGUUUAUUUUUAUAUCUAUUUAUAUAACAUUAUAACAUUAUUUUUUCCGAAAUUUUCCUAUAGGUAGUGGUGUAAAAAACAGCCCGAAAAUGCCACAAGUAUACGUGGAAAAAUACAACAGAUUCGUGGAUGCUGUUCUGAACAGAAUCAACAGGGUCUUGGGUAAAGGAUAUGACCCUGUCCGAGUUAAGCUACUCAGCCAAUCACAGCGCGAGAACAUGAAAAACAAAUUCGGCAAAUCAGCUAGUGAAAACACAGAAAUUCGUUCGGAUGUCAGCAAUAAAAUGGCUGAAUUGGAUAUAGCAAGGUCAGAACACAAAAAACUCCAACGUUCAAGACAAAAUUCCGAAGAAUCUGAGUUCGUUUUGAUCUCAAAAGCUGGCGGUUCCACCGAGAGUACCUCUAAUUCCAAAGGAGUCAAGGAAGUGAGAGCUACGCCAUUUGUUAGGCAGAAUAACAAGAAGAAAGGUUCAUCGAGUUCGAAUAAAAAAGGAUCAAAUAAGAAAAAGACUUCAAACAAGACUAAGCAAUCGCAAUCAAAGCAAAAAGCCAGAGCAACCCUGUUUGGACUUAGUACGUUGAAGAGGGAAGGUGACGUGACCAUCAACAUGACACCGGAUUACACAACCAUAAAAACGAAUUUUAUGCUGGGACCACUCAUUCUCAGGGUUGAAAGAGAAGUAAGUAAAGGGUAGAAUUUUUUUUAGAAUUUAGAAUG